Molecule: messenger RNA, 2502 nt
Organism: Hyla sarda
Lineage: Eukaryota; Metazoa; Chordata; Amphibia; Anura; Hylidae
Gene: RPP25
Product: ribonuclease P and MRP subunit p25
Exons: 2
Coding region: 382-906 (174 amino acids)
Biological process (GO): tRNA 5'-leader removal
Cellular component (GO): ribonuclease MRP complex
Molecular function (GO): RNA binding
Source: RefSeq, a predicted model, not a curated record
GAGGGAGGAGGGUCUCUCAAUAAGUGCAUCAGACACAGCAGUGUGGUUCACAGAGUGAAGAGCACAGAAGGAGAAGUGACAGGAGCACAACACCUCCCAUUUGCUGAUAAUGCUAGAGGAUUGCAGAAAAAACACAAAUCCCUCAGCUCGGUAGGGGAUAGUCAAUGGAAAAUGGUAAGAAGACGACGCAUGGUGAAGUCAUUAAGGAAAUGCAGAAGUUAAGAAAUUAAAGGGCAGGAAUGAUCUGAAUACUUGAACAGCUCCAGGCAACUUUCUGUGAAGUCAUACGUACCUCCUCAUUCUCCUGGCAGCCUGGAAUUCACGGAAAAAUACAUUCUAAGAGAUCUUUUUCUAGGAACAUAAGGAGCCGAAAGAACUCAAAUGGAAAACUUGCGUCGGGUGCGUAUUACUGUAGAAGAUGAAGGGAAAUCUUUACCAUUUAAAGACCUUCAUCCCCAAGUGGCACAGAUGAGAGUGAAGGAGGGCAGUAAAAUCCGUAAUUUAGUUGGAUAUGCAUUAUCUUACAUGGAGUCUGAGGGCACUGGGCAAAUUAUCUUUGGAGCGUAUGGUCAGGCUGUAACUAAAGCUAUUACCUGUGCAGAAAUACUGAAGAGGCUAGUAGGUGGUCUACACCAAAUCACCAAGAUACAGUACAGAACUUUGCAGGAAGUAUGGGAGCAGAAGGGGCCAGUUAUUAAGAACCCAGGCCCAUGUUUAACUGUCUACAAAAAUUGCCCUUCCAUCUAUAUACUACUGUCUAAAUAUCCCUUGGAUCCACAAGAAGAUGGUUACCAACCUCCGCAGAAUCUUCCUAUAGGAGAAUCUGGAAAGAGAACACUUGAAUCACAAGGUUCAUCAGAUUCCAAAAAGAAAAAGACAGAUGUGAGCACUCAAGGUGAAGGAUGAUGUAACAGUAAAAUUUCAAGAGAUUCCAUGAAUAAAUACAGAUUUAACGGCAAACUAAUGGACUGCAUCGGAGACUAUCACAAUUUACAACAGGCAACACAGACUUGUAAGCAACGCAUAUGUUGUAAAAAAAAAAUCACAUAAAUCUGGGUAUUUCUUUGGUAUCCACUGUUCUUUUUAUCAUUUCUGUUUAUUCCACCUUUUCCUCUUACAUAUUUACAUAAAAACAAUAUUACUCUAGAUUGCUUGGCAUAUGAGAGCAAUCCUACCUAAAUGACUGUAGAUUAUAAUGAACAAUUAUAAAUAUUCGGCUUUCAUCAAUCUUUUCCAUUCAUAAAAGAAUUUCGAAAGAAUUUUGGAAAUAGGGAGAUAGCAGGUGCAGAAAUGCAUUCCUUCACUGUAGUAGUAAAUAAUGUUAUGUUGUAUAUAUAUUAAAGUAAAUUCUAAUGUAUGUCACAUUUUAUGUACGUAUAUAAAAUGUAUUAUAUAUUAGUAUGUAAAGCAGAAUACUGCAAAAUAUAUGAAAACAAAAAUAGGCUUAAAAUAAACUCAGACUCCUUACCAAUGGAGACUGUAUCAACUACACUACAUCAUUUUUUUAAAAUAUUUUUAGGGAGAAUAUAUAUUGUAUACAUCAGACCAGAUUUUUUGCUUUUGCAAAAUGUCAAGUGACAAUAUAAUGGAAUUGUACUGGAAGAAAGUGUCAAGUACCAACCGUAUGAGUUUUACACAGGAGCCAAGUGAUGGUGAUGAUCAAAAAUGGGUGUGAUUUGCUCAGUUAGGCUGAGUUCAUGUCCCGUUUUUACCAAUACAGGACCGCAUACGGCUGGGGGAGCUAAAACCGGGCGCUCCCAUAUCCCCGCCAUAUGCCACCCGUAUGUAAUUCAUUUCAAUGAGCCGACCAGAGUGAAACGCUGACUCCGGUCGGCUCAUUUUUGCCCCGUAUGCGGUUUUCCCACCAGACCUAAAACGGUGGUGGACCAUAUGGCUGGAAAAGUGAUGUGAACCCAGCCUUAUAUAGUUGAUAACCCAUUUCAUAUUUUUGCCAAUGCCAUUCAAUGACAUCCCUUGUGCCAUUUAUGCAGUGCCAAUAGCUAGAACAUUAAAUAAAACACUUUGACUAUGUCUACAGAUCGCAUGCAUACCAAUGGGUAAAAGGUAAAUUUUUAAAUGCUGCACACUAGGUUUUCAUUGACCAAACAACCAUCUGCCUAGAUAAGCACUGGCUGGAAGGCAGAGAUGCAGAUUAGUAGCCCGCACUGUGCCAAUGGGCCAUUCAACAAAAUGUGAGCGUAGCUUAUUUUUCCAUUUAGCAUGUCCCUUUGGUUAUAGGGCAGCAAAACCCACUCCAUCCAUUCUCCAAACAAAGGCUGUCUAGUGGACUGUUUGCAUCCAUCAGCUGUAGUAUUCUACUAGGCUUUAGAGACGUGGUUAAUUUAGAGAAUCCACUUGGAAAGUACAUUCUCUACUCUAUAUAGCUCUCUUAUUACAAUUCAUAAAGUGUAUUCCUCAUUAUUCAGCAAUACAUGAAAGUUUGUAAUACAUCUUAUUAGGGUAAUGACAUAUGCCUUUUCUUCUAACAGACUAAGGCUGGGU